AUGUCAGAGAAAAUCGAAAAAAAGCCAAUCAACUUCUCCAACAUCCUUCUUGGAGCCGGUCUCAACAUGGCCGAGGCCACCACGUUGGGCCAGCCUUUGGAGGUGGUGAAAACCACCAUGGCUGCUAACAGAAAACUCUCUCUUUUGCAGGCCACCAAGCUUGUUUGGUCCAGAGGUGGUGUCAAGGGCUUCUACCAGGGUUUGAUUCCUUGGGCCUGGAUUGAAGCCUCCACCAAGGGUGCCGUUUUGCUUUUUGUUUCUGCCGAGGCCGAGUACAGAUUCAGAACCUUGGGUCUCAACUCGUUCCUUUCUGGUAUGGGUGGAGGUGUCACUGGUGGUGUGGCCCAGGCGUACCUUACCAUGGGUUUCUGCACGUGUAUGAAGACUGUGGAAAUCACCAGAUCCAAGCAGGCUGCCGUGGCUGGUGCUCCUCAGCAGACCACUUUCCAGGUUUUCAGAGACAUCUUCAGAAAAGAGGGUAUCAGAGGUAUCAACAAGGGCGUGAAUGCUGUUGCCAUCAGACAAAUGACCAAUUGGGGUUCUCGUUUCGGUUUGUCCCGUUUGGCCGAGGAGGGUAUCCGUAGUGUUACCGGUAAGGGUAAGGACGACAAAUUGAAUGCUGUGGAGAAGAUCGCUGCUUCCACCUUGGGUGGUGGUUUGUCUGCCUGGAACCAGCCUAUCGAGGUUAUUCGUGUUGAGAUGCAAUCCAUGACCAACGACCCCAACAGACCCAAGAACUUGGGUGUUAUGAGUACCGCCAAGUACAUUUACCUGAACAACGGUAUCAAGGGCUUGUACAGAGGUGUGGCUCCACGUAUCGGUUUGGGUGUGUGGCAGACGGUGUUUAUGGUUGCCUUUGGUGAUAUCUUCAAGAAGAUGUUGAACGCUGACGGAGGCCACUAG
Messenger RNA from Candidozyma duobushaemuli, 903 nucleotides. RefSeq names its product Yhm2p (gene YHM2). The coding region runs from base 1 to 903 and encodes 300 amino acids. Gene Ontology annotation, cellular component: mitochondrion. The transcript has a single exon. The record is from RefSeq and is a predicted model, not a curated record. Gene Ontology annotation, biological process: mitochondrial citrate transmembrane transport; alpha-ketoglutarate transport. Lineage: Eukaryota; Fungi; Ascomycota; Pichiomycetes; Serinales; Metschnikowiaceae. Gene Ontology annotation, molecular function: tricarboxylate secondary active transmembrane transporter activity.